Messenger RNA from Camellia sinensis, 2076 nucleotides. The record is from RefSeq and is a predicted model, not a curated record. Lineage: Eukaryota; Viridiplantae; Streptophyta; Magnoliopsida; Ericales; Theaceae.
AUCCUAUUUAUAACUGUUUUGUUCCAUAAAACCCAAACUAUUUCUGAAUAUUCCAUUAGGUCCAUUAAUUGUUAAAGGACGAAAUAACCCUCUCCGCCUCUCCCGCGUGAAACCGAUUCUGCAAAAACCCAUUCCUAUUCGAAAUAUUCAAUCCACAAAAUUUCCAAAACAAAAACUCAAUCCACGAAACGAUACUGAUAUUGCCUCCAGUAACCCUAGAUUCACAUCGCCCCACCAACGUCCUCGUCGUUCACCGUCGACCAUCGACCCCAGAUUCCUCUUCGUCUCACCACUGCGAAGCUUCACAUUGGAAGGAGGGUGCUUCGUCGUUCAAAGAUUCUUGUCGCCCCAUUGAGUUUAUUUUAUCCACUGAGUGUGAUCCAUACCCACCAACCAUGACGAACAAAAGUCUUCCCCAUAAAGUUGAUGGCAAGCGAAAGCGAGGGGAAUCCCGUUCCAAAACCAAGCCUGAUCAAACAGCUGUUCCUGAAGAAGUGAACAUGAAAAAAGUAAACUACCGGUCAAAUAUAACUGGAUUGGUCAAACUGUUAAAGGAUACAAAAUUUACAAGUGGCCAAUUGAAGUGCCUUAGAAAAACACCGUUCUGGCCAUUAUUUGAUAGCUUGAUCAGUAACGAAAUCGACCUCAACCACUGCAUGAAAUAUGAUGAUGUCAUUGUACGUAUAGUACAAACAUUCAAGCAAUCUAGUGGAAGGUUUUACAUUGGGGAUAAGAACAUCCAGAUUUUUAGAAGCGACGUAUCACUGAUUUUUGGGGUGGACUGCGGCACCAAGUCGAUGGACCUCUCUUAUGGUGCAAAACCAACAAUCGGCAUCAUACACCGAAUGUGCAAGGAUGUUAGUCGGUUAAGUGCUGCCAAAAUACGAGAAAUUCUGAGGGAAGUAUUGAAGGGCACAAAAAAACAUGACGAUGAGGAGGUCGCAAGAUUAGUUUGCAUCUUUGGUAUGGAAGUUGACAACAUUGAUGAAAACAUUCGCAUUACUGUUUCAGUAUAUGGCGGCAAGCUAAUGGCAUCACCAACUGAAGCGAAGAUGUAUCGUCAUACAAAAUUGAAUGUGGAGCCAAAACCUGAGAUUUUGUCAAGUGCAGUAGAAAAAAAAUAUAAAAGCAAUGAGGAUCAAAGCAAAGACAGUCAACGCAGUGAUGACAGGGAUGCAUUUUCUGUCGAUGCAGUGGACCUGAAUGAUGUUGGACAUUAUAUCAACCCCAGCUGUAGCACCCCCAAUGCUGAGAAAGGAAUCAUCAUAGCACAACCAACUGAGCCCGACAUUGUGGAAGUACUCAUGAAAGAAAACCAAAAAGCUUGGGCUCUUGUACGGCAAUGGGAAGCGAAAUACAAACAGUUGGAAGAAUCAUGGGAGUUGAGGGCAAGGGUGAUUGCUGCCCUUGAAGCCAAACUAUUUGACCAAUCGGGCUCAUCCAAUGUAGACAUGGACAUGAAGACUUACAUGGAGUGGAAAGAUACAGAAAUUCAGCGGCUGACAAAGUUGGUCAUCAACUUGGAAUGUGAAAAAACAAUACUUCAAGACCUUUUUGAUGAUCAGUCCGUACACAUCAUCACUCAAGUUGAAGCACAAAAGGCUCAUGACAGCCUUAACAACAAUCCCACUGCAGCAUUGGAACACAUUAUCAGCCCCCCAUCAAGGGUAAAGCGCAUAAAGCAGAAGGUAAGGAAAGAACACAGGUUGGACGAGUUUGAAUACCCCAACCUGCCUGGUCAGAAGAAAGGGAAAGAAGGAGCCGAACAGCAAUCACAUGCAGUCCAAAUUGCACAAGAUUUAGACAAGCAACCACCAAAAAAGCAGCCAACAAAGUCCAAGAAGUUAUCCUUGAACAACAAACUAAAGGUCUGGGCUAACAUGAACAAACUCAACAAGCAAAAAGUCCAAAAUUUGCACAAGAACGGCGGUGAUGAGUUGCUAGUGUGGCGAGGGGACUCAAAGACUAAACAUGUGUAUUUUGAUGACAUCAUACACCUCAUCAAGGAAGAAUCAAUAACCAACAACGUAUGGCAACUGUAAAUGUGUACAAAACACACACACACACACACACACA